AUGUGGGCAACUCUAAAAACAUUUAGUUUGGAUGAUGACAAUUUUCCUACCAUGAUAGAAAACGUCGCUCUUCUAUUAAGAACAAUGAUAGUAAAUAUUUACAAAAACGAUAGCAAAAGUAAGAGUCGUAUAUUCUUCUAUAAUUUUCAUUAUAACAGGAGCAGCAUAAGAGAGACUGUACAAAAAUUUCUAACAUUCGAUGCCGAAUUUGAACCGGGAACUAGGUUUUCAAAUAAUUUACGAAAAUAUCUAAGAGUGGUCAAAAAACGAGCAAUCAGUAUUUGGAUAUUUCUAGUUAUAAAUGGUAUAGUUUACGUCUUGAUACCUUUUAUAAGGCCUGGCCGUCACGUUACUGAGGAAUUGUACAUACUCUAUGGCUUGGAACCUAUGCUGGAGUCGCCCAACUACGAAAUAGUACAUAUCGUGACGACAAUAAGUGUCGGCUUUUGCGUAUACCUAAUGGUAAAUGUAGCCAUUUAUGUCAUAGUAAUCGUCGGUUACAACGAAGCCCAAAUGUUUACCAUAUGCAUUGAAGUGAGAAAUCUCUGGGAUGACAAAAAAAUUGUCAACGAGUACAUACGAAUCCGAUUAAAAGCUAUAAUACAUUAUCACGUAACAAAUAUUCACCUUUUCCGAGAAUUGAAUAACGAAUUCAGCGAUACUUUGGCCAUUGAGUACAGUAUAAUGUCUAUAGCUAUAAUCGCGGAGCUGCUUGGAGGAUUGGAAAAUACAUACCUGCAAGUGCCAUAUACCGUUGUUCAAAUAUUUAUGGACUGCCUUUCUGGACAAAGGUUAAUUGACGCAUGCCGUGAAUUUGAAAAUGCCUUAUACAGUUGCGAAUGGGAAAAUUUUAAUGCGGACAAUCAGAAAACAAUAUCAUUGAUGCUCUUAAUUUCUCAAAAUACCCUUAUGUUAUCAGCUGGUGGUAUGGCGAAUUUGAAUUUCGAAUGCUUAAUGAUGAUAUUGAAGUCUGCAUAUUCAGCGUACACGGCUCUGAAAUCUAGUAUUAAUAAAUGA
Pararge aegeria (speckled wood butterfly) is the source of this 1017-nucleotide messenger RNA. RefSeq lists its product as uncharacterized. Gene Ontology annotation, molecular function: olfactory receptor activity; odorant binding. NCBI's taxonomy places the organism in Eukaryota, Metazoa, Arthropoda, Insecta, Lepidoptera, Nymphalidae. Bases 1 to 1017 code for a protein of 338 amino acids. Gene Ontology annotation, cellular component: plasma membrane. Gene Ontology annotation, biological process: sensory perception of smell; detection of chemical stimulus involved in sensory perception of smell. The transcript is spliced from 4 exons. The record is from RefSeq and is a predicted model, not a curated record.